AUGAAAAAAAAUUCUAGUUUUAAUUUAGUUGAUUAUGAAGAUUCAGCUUUUGAUUUUGAAAUCUCAACUAUCAUUCCUAUAAACAGUAAAGGAAAUUCGAUUCAAAUAAACAAUAUAACAAUAUGUUUAACAUCAGAUACUUUUCAAUCAUUUCAAUAUUUUAUGGAUGAUCUACUUCUGGGUGCAAGUAUUGGUGCAACAGUAUUUAAUAUUCUUGUUCUUGUCGUUGCUUUAAAAUUAUUUAAACGUUCUGGUGAUACAAUGCAUCUAUUUAUUAUAAAUAUGACAUUGGGUGAUUUUUUAUUAACUAUCUUUUGUCAUCCAAAUGAAUUUUUAUCAAGGAAACAUGAUAAAUUGAAAAUAAAAAUUCUUUGUACAAUAAUACAUUAUUUUAAUUGGACAGGAUUAGCUGUAAGUGGUUUAUCAUUGACAAUGUUAAAUAUAGACAAAUUAAUAUAUUUUAAAUGGCCUCUGGCAUAUGAUACAACAAUGUCUAAGAAAAGAGCAGGUGUUAUAUGUGUUAUUAUUUGGAUUGUUUCAAUGGGAUAUUGUGCAUAUAUUUAUGCUUUUAAAAAAGUUAUUGUAACAAAAGAGUGUAUGUUAAAUUUAACAGAUAUGUCAGAAUUUUAUUAUGAAUUUUUUAUGUUAUUUUUUUGUAUUUUGCCUGUUACAAGUUCUUUAAUCGUUAGUAUAUAUUUAUUUCGAUUAACAAGACAAAAACGUUGUUCACCAAUGGGUGUUCCAGGUACUGUUGAUGCUCCAACAUUUAAACAUAAAGCAAAAAGUCUUGUUUUUAUUUUUGCAACAACAGCCUGGACAUCAUUUAGUUUAUUACCAUAUAGAGUUUUUAAUAUAUCAAGAAAACAUUUUUUUGAAUGGUCUGAAUUACCAUGUGAUGUAAGAGAAACAGUUAAUUGGCUUGCAUGGUUUCUUCUUUAUUUACUUACCGCUAAUCCUAUAGUUAAUCCAUUGAUAACGGCAAUAAUUUAUGCACCAUAUCGUCGGGCAAUCAAGCGUUUUCUUUUUCAAUUUCCAGGAAGUAAUAAAUUUCAAUAUACAUCAUAUCGUGCCGAAACAACUGAUACAUCAUUUUUAUCAUUAAGAAGAAGUAGAAGUCGAUUUAGUGGUUCAAUGGAUAAUGAUAAUAAUAGUAAUAAAAAAAACCAGAAUAAUAAUGAUGUUAGAGUGAGCCUUAAUUCAUUUGACACAUCAUCAGGUGGUAAUAAAAGUUUAGAAGAUGGACAAGGACAAAAAAUAUUAAUGGCUCAUUUAUCAAAUAAGCAUACAAAAGAACGUUCCUCACUUGUGGUAAAUAAUAGUGUAAUAUCACGUAAUGAGGGAAUAAUUAAAGAUAAACCUUUUCGUUCCUCUACUUCUACUUAUUUUCUUCAACAACAAAAUCGAGGAUCAUCAUCACGACCAAAUAGUCAAAAUAAUGAAACAUCAUUAACAGAAGAAAAACAAACUCAAUUAUAA
Molecule: messenger RNA, 1476 nt
Organism: Strongyloides ratti
Lineage: Eukaryota; Metazoa; Nematoda; Chromadorea; Rhabditida; Strongyloididae
Product: G protein-coupled receptor, rhodopsin-like family and GPCR, rhodopsin-like, 7TM domain-containing protein
Exons: 3
Coding region: 1-1476 (491 amino acids)
Biological process (GO): neuropeptide signaling pathway
Cellular component (GO): membrane
Molecular function (GO): neuropeptide receptor activity
Source: RefSeq, a predicted model, not a curated record